AUGCUUUUUCAUUCGUUUUUCAAAUCUUUGGUUGGGAAGGAUGUUGUUGUUGAAUUAAAAAAUGACCUCAGCAUAUGUGGAACACUGCAUUCAGUUGAUCAGUUUUUAAAUAUCAAACUGACGGACAUCAGUGUAAUAGACCCAGAUAAAUACCCACAUAUGCUUUCUGUCAAGAAUUGUUUCAUUCGUGGAUCAGUAAUAAGAUAUAUCCAGCUGCCUGCUGAGGAAUGUGAUACACAACUUCUUCAAGAUGCUGCUAGAAAGGAAUCAGCACAAAACAAGCAAAGAUCAUGA
This is a messenger RNA of Helobdella robusta, 294 nucleotides long. RefSeq lists its product as hypothetical. NCBI's taxonomy places the organism in Eukaryota, Metazoa, Annelida, Clitellata, Rhynchobdellida, Glossiphoniidae. Gene Ontology annotation, cellular component: Lsm1-7-Pat1 complex; P-body; U4/U6 x U5 tri-snRNP complex. The record is from RefSeq and is a predicted model, not a curated record. The transcript has 4 exons. Gene Ontology annotation, biological process: mRNA splicing, via spliceosome. Bases 1 to 294 code for a protein of 97 amino acids. Gene Ontology annotation, molecular function: RNA binding.